Schizophyllum commune H4-8 is the source of this 1156-nucleotide messenger RNA. RefSeq lists its product as uncharacterized. Lineage: Eukaryota; Fungi; Basidiomycota; Agaricomycetes; Agaricales; Schizophyllaceae. Gene Ontology annotation, molecular function: protein binding. Bases 28 to 999 code for a protein of 323 amino acids. The transcript has 3 exons. The record is from RefSeq and is a predicted model, not a curated record.
CUCGCGCGUUCGUGGUGGUCGCGCGCCAUGGAGGCCGAGCGUCCGGAGAAGCGCCAGAGGACGGACGAAGGUUCUUCUGAUGCUGUGCGCUCGGACGUUUGGUUCGACGAUGGCAAUAUCAUCCUCCAAGCUGGAGGCUAUCAGUUCCGCGUCUACCGCGGCCUGCUUGCCAGGCAUUCGCCUGUCUUCAAGGACAUGUUUGCCAUGCCACAACCCACUAGCGCCUCCAGUCCUCCAUCUCAGGCCGAGGACUGUCCUGUCAUCCAUCUCGCGGACUCGGCGGACGACGUACACUUCAUGCUCGCGAAGCUGUUUAAUAUAUCAGACACUGAGGAUGACCGUCGCCAAGCUCUCGACAUCUCCGACCUCAUAGCUUCCCUUCGUAUGGGACACAAAUAUUUCAUUGCACGACUAUGGAACGACCCCGUCAAUCGCCUACGCCGCGCGUUUCCGGCAGAUCUUGACCUCAUGAUGUAUCGUCUGAAAGAGGAUAAUGAUAUCUCAGCGUCAAGACGUGCCACCGAAAUACGCGUCCCAGCUUCAGAGAACCUCCUCCAGCUCGUCCAUGUGGUUGAGCAAGUCGGGCUUCAGACCGUGUUGCCGGUCCUUUACUAUAGGAUUGUCGUGCGCGAGACGUUGGAUACUAUCAUCGGUGGCGACUUUGGACUCAGCGAUCGAGCGCGCGCCGCCCUCCUAGGUGGUCGCGCCCGGCUUCUCAGCAGCGUAGCCAGCGUAUUGCGGACCUGGGGCAGACACGAUGUACACGUGACCACAGUGGACUCUCACUGCUGGAAAGCACGCUACGACUUCUUGCUGGAAGAUGCGAGCGCCAGGUUCCCUAUUGGUCCGUGGACAGCGACCCUCCCGCUCAACAUGUGCUCUGCGUGCUGUGUCCAUCUCAGAGUGGCGCUGUCGCUCAUGCGCUCCAAGGCGUGGACGGAGUUGCCGACCGUAUCUGGGCUGCCUCCCUGGGCUGACCUACACGACUUCGAGAUAUAAAAUAGUCAGUCAUGUGCCUGCCCGUUCGAAUUCCCGAGCUGAGCGAGCUGGUGGUUGAUCCUCACUUUUAAUCAUGGUCGGAGCUAUAGCUCCGUAAUACACGUAUGAUAUCGAGUUGAAUCCUAGUCCACCGCAAAUGGCACGUCCUGUGUCAGCA